This is a messenger RNA of Vicia villosa (hairy vetch), 1029 nucleotides long. RefSeq names its product protein IQ-DOMAIN 28-like. Lineage: Eukaryota; Viridiplantae; Streptophyta; Magnoliopsida; Fabales; Fabaceae. Bases 1 to 1029 code for a protein of 342 amino acids. The transcript has a single exon. The record is from RefSeq and is a predicted model, not a curated record.
AUGGCACCAAGAAAACGCAAGGCUGAGGAAACUGCAGCGGCUACGAUGACGCCGGGAAGAGUAACUCGCUCGGCGACGAGAAAAACUCGUUCGUCGGCGAAGCGAUCACGAUCCAAUUUAGUUGAGUUACCAGAUCUGAGAAAGUCAUCGAGUAAGACGAAGAAGAAGAAGAAGGUGAAAAGAGCUGAAGGUAAUGAAGCUUCUGCGGCUGAAGGUGAGAAAGCGAAAGGAGAAACUUCCAAGAUCGUUCCAGAACCUUCUCCGGCUGAAGGUGAGAAAGCAGAAGGAGGAAUUUCCAAGAACGAUCCAGAAGGUUCUAUGUCUGAAGGUGAGAAAGCGGAAGGAGAAACUUCCAAGAGCGUUCAAGAACCUUCUGCUAUUGAAGGAGUGAAAGCGGAAGCGGAAUCAUUCAAAGAAGAUCCAGAAGUUUCUACGGCUGAAGGUGAAAAUGCAGAAGGAGGAACUUCGAAGAAUGUUCCAGAAGCUUCUGCGGUUGAAGAAAUGAAAUCGGAAGUAGAAAUCGUGAAAGGUGAUCAACCUGAAGGGGAAACCUCCAAGAACGUUCUGGAAUUUUCUGCGUCUGAAGAAGUGAAUGCGGAAGGAGAAACCUCCAAGAACAUUCCAGAAGCUUCUGCGUCCGAAGUUGAGAAAGCGGAAGGAGAUGCAUCUAAUAACGUUCCAGAAGCUUCUGCUGCUGAAAAAGAAACAUCUAAGACCUUUCCAGAAGCUAUUACGACUGAAACUGAGAAAACCGUAGGAGAAGAAUCUAAGUACGUUCCGGAAGGUUUUUCUGCUGAAAAAGAAACCUCUAGUAAAGUUCCAGAAACUUCUAUGGCUGAAAGUGAGAAAGUGGAAGCAGGAGCCUCAAAGAGCGUUCCAGAAGCUUUUGCUGCUGAAAAAGAAACAUUCCAGAACGUUGUAGAAACUUUGUUUGAAAACGAAGGGGCUGGGAAUGAAGCUAGGCCUGCUUUGGGGGUAUUGGAAGAGAAAAUGGAAGAUUUUAGGAAGGACGCCAAUUUGAAGCCUUAG